AUGGUUGCUAAACCCAAAUCAAUGAAACAAUGCACACGACUCAACCUCUCUCUUGGACAGGUACUUUGUAAGUUCUUUGCUCAUGGAGCGUGUCUGAAAGGGGAGCAUUGCAAAUUUUCUCAUGACUGGAAUAACACACUACGGGCCUGUCCUAUCUACCGCAAGAUAUCUUACUUUGCCGUUCCGAGUGUUAUUUGGUAUGCUACAAUUGAAGAAAAACAGGAAAUCAUUGAUACCUACAAGGAAAACCUCAAGUCAAUCGAUUGCAAGCAUUUUGAGUUUGGGGAUGGAAACUGCCCUUUUGGAGCUAGCUGCUUCUACAAGCAUGCAUAUCGAGAUGGUCGUCUUGAGAAGGUAGCUUUGCAACGUCUUGGGGCUACAGAUGGUGACACAAUAAUUGCCAAAGACAUCAGGUUAAGAUCUUCAUCUUGUUUCUAUGUUAAGUGUUUAUUAAUUCACUAA
This is a messenger RNA of Lathyrus sativus (Indian pea), 462 nucleotides long. The record is from the annotation of a GenBank genome assembly. Lineage: Eukaryota; Viridiplantae; Streptophyta; Magnoliopsida; Fabales; Fabaceae.